This is a messenger RNA of Brassica rapa (field mustard), 2720 nucleotides long. Its product is annotated as AT-hook motif nuclear-localized protein 25. The record is from RefSeq and is a predicted model, not a curated record. Lineage: Eukaryota; Viridiplantae; Streptophyta; Magnoliopsida; Brassicales; Brassicaceae. Gene Ontology annotation, molecular function: DNA-binding transcription factor activity; minor groove of adenine-thymine-rich DNA binding. Gene Ontology annotation, biological process: vegetative to reproductive phase transition of meristem. Gene Ontology annotation, cellular component: nucleus.
UUUGGUGUUUUGAAUAUUUUUUAGCUAUUUAGACAUUUACUUUUGACUAUUUAAGUAUAUUUUAAGUAUUUUAGACAACUUUAAAGUAUCUUAUAUAUUUUGGAUGUUUUUAAUAUAUAUUAAAUAUAAAAAUAAGUAAUAUAUUUAGGUAUAUAAAUCUAUUUCGGUUACAUUCGGGUAUCCGAGAUAUUUCGGUUCGGGUCGGGUUCGGUUUCGGUUCUUUAGAUACCAAAAUUUUGAACCCGUUCGGAUAUUUAAACAAUUUCGGUUUGGAUUUGGUAUUACUUUUUCGGAUCGGGUUCGGUUCGGUUCUUCGGAUCCGGAUUUUUUGCCCAGCCCUAGGAAGAUAUGUGGAAUCAUUGUCUCAAAUUUUAGUUUUAGGCAAUAAAAUAAACCAAAAUUAUUUUUUGGUAUUUAAGUUUUAAAAAUACAUAUGUAUUUUAAAAACUUUAGGUUGAGAACCCCAUUGAAAUUGCUUAAAUACGCAAAAAUUAGUUAUACGCAAAAAUUAGGGAUCAUCGAAUUGGUUCAAGAAAAAAAAUCAAAUGAUCGGUUUUAAUUAUGUUAAAGCGUACUUUGAUUUAUAUGUAAGAGUUAUACAUAGUGGUUGGAACCGAAAGUAACUAGAAGCUCGGAUCCAAAUCUUGUGAAAUGUAAUACUACUUGAUAAAAGAGGACGACUUAUAAUCCUAAUAUGUAUUGUUACCGACAAUAACACUAACAUAAAGUUAGGUCGGCUAUUGACAUUGCCCUCGAACUGAAACAUCAUAACAGUAUACCAUCGCAUUUGUUUUGUCUUUUACAGAACAAAAAUCUACAGUCAUCAUAUUAUCAAACCAUGCCUUCACCGUCACAAAAGGUAUUUUCUUUAAUCUCUCUUUGUUUUCUUUUUCUUGUUUGCCUUCAGCUUUAUCUUGAAAAAUGAUCAACAUGCAAUAUCUUUCUCUGUAUCUCCGUAAUUUACUUCUCCAGAUUCUUUCUUUUGUCUCCCUGAGAAAUUAGAAUCCAUCAAUUCUUUCUUCAGUCGUCGACAUCUUAUUUUGUUUUUCUUUGUUUUUUUGCUUUCCUCGAGGAAAAAUCACUACACCAACCCUCUUAUCUAUAUACAUACUUUAGUAUAUUAUUUUCAGCGCAUAUAUAUUUAUAUUUUACGUAUAUUAUAGUAUAUAAUAUGUCGAAGAGAGCCGUGUUUGAAUAGUGUUUUUGAUGCUCUUGCUUUACUCCUUUCUCUCCCUUGUUUCAUUCAUUACUUCACAUGAAGAUCUGGAUCUGGUCCAGACAAAUUUCACCGACCCUCUUUCACAUAUGUAGACCCUCCCUUUCUCUCACUAUUCAGUAGGGUUUUGUGUUCUCUUGUCGUCUUCUUGUUUUGUCCGUAACAUUGAUGCAAGUUUAAUCAAUUCCAGUAUUUGAAACACUCUCAGUGACAAACCACUUCAUCACUUACAUUUUCUGCCCAUACUUUUGUCUUUGUCUCUCUCUAUAAACAAAAAAAAAAUCCAAAAACCAAACAGCAGUUUCUUGUUAUUAUUAUCGAUGUCUGGUUAUAUGCACCCUCUUCUAGGGCAAGAACUGCACCUACAGAGACCUGAAGAUUCCAGAACCCCACCCGACCAUAAUAACAUGGAACUCAACAGAUCUGAAGCAGAUGAAGCAAAGGGAGAAACCACUCCCACCGGUGGAGGAGCAGCCAACUCAGCAACCGCCUCUGGCUCUUCCUCGGGACGCCGUCCACGUGGCCGUCCUGCUGGUUCCAAAAACAAACCCAAACCUCCCACUAUUAUCACCAGAGAUAGUCCUAACGUCCUUAGAUCCCACGUUCUUGAAGUUACCUCCGGCUCGGACAUAUCCGAAGCUGUUUCUACUUACGCCACUCGUCGUGGCUGCGGAGUUUGCGUUUUAAGCGCUACAGGUGCGGUCACUAACGUCACCAUACGGCAACCGGCGGCUCCUACGGGUGGCGGUGUGAUUACACUGCAUGGUCGGUUUGAGAUUUUGUCUUUGACAGGGACUGCGCUUCCACCGCCAGCUCCACCGGGAGCGGGAGGUUUGACAGUGUAUCUAGCCGGAGGUCAAGGACAGGUUGUCGGAGGGAAUGUGGCUGGUUCUUUGAUAGCUUCGGGCCCAGUAGUCUUGAUGGCUGCGUCCUUUGCAAACGCAGUUUAUGAUAGGUUACCGAUGGAAGAGGAAGAAACUCCACCGCCAAGAACCACUGGAGUACAGCAGCCGCAGCCGGCGGCGUCUCAGUCGUCGGAGGUUACGAGGAGUGAGGCCCAAAUGGGUGAGUCGAACAUGGGAGGUAGAAACGGAGGAGUUGCUUUCUAUAAUCUUGGAAUGAAUAUGAACAAUUUUCAAUUCUCUGGAGGCGAUAUUUUUGGUCUAAGCGGCGGAGGUGGUGGAGGCGGCGGAGGAGAUGGUGGAGGUGUUACUAGACCUGCGUUUUAACGUUUUAGCUAGUGACACUUUCUUUUGCGUUUGAGUUUGAUCUCAAAGUACUAGCUAUGGCAGUUGCGAAUACUAGCUAGGGUUUGUUUGUUUUUUUUUUUCCUUCAAAAUCUGGUGUGAAAUGAUAACGAAAGCUUAAAUUUCUUCUUUCUUUGCUGUUUACUUUGAAUAUAAUGUGUAAUCGUUUUUAAAAAGAAGAGAGUAUUAUUUUGUGACAUAGUUUGGAUUGAUUAAUUGUUAUAACUAAAUUUUAUAUAUAAAUUAAUGUUUCAUUA